ACAAGUUGUCAGCACCAAACGCUCUGCUGGCUCGGAGCGCAUCAAAUUAAAAUCAAUUAAAUCCAAUCAAAGCGCCCAUAUUGAAGCCCCAACUAUAUUGCUGGGCAGCAGAGAAUCUUCGCGAUAACGCUGCAGAUAAGAUAAACACCUCCAACUCCCCCGACAGGUGACAAGAAGGCGACAGAAUGUGGCGACAGCUCAGCGGAGUCGCACGAACAGGCGCCAACUUGAAGUUCUGCGGGAUGCGAGGACUCUCCGCUUUGGUGCAGGACAAGGCCCUGGUGGAUGGCGCCUGGGUGGAGUCGAGCAACUCGAAGGCCACCUUCGAGGUCAGGAAUCCUGCCAAUGGAGCCGUGAUUGGAAAGGUGCCCAACAUGACGGUGGAGGAUGCCCAGAAGGCCAUCGAUGCCGCCAAGCAGGCCUACGAGUCCAAGGAGUGGCGAUCCUUGACGGCCAAAGAUCGCUCCAAUCUGCUCAAGAAGUGGCACAAGCUGAUCGAGGAGCACUCCCAGGAGAUAGCCGAGAUUAUGACGGCGGAGUCGGGCAAGCCCAUCAACGAGUCCAAGGGGGAGGUGGCCUACGGCAACGCCUUCGUGGAGUGGUUCGCGGAGGAGGCCCGUCGCGUCUACGGCGAGAUUGUGCCCAGUGCUGCUCCCAACCGGGAGAUCAUUGUGAUGAAGCAGCCCAUCGGCGUGGCCGCCCUGAUUACCCCCUGGAACUUCCCCAUGGCCAUGAUCACACGAAAGGCUGGAGCUGCUCUGGCGGCAGGGUGUACUGUGGUGGUGAAGCCCUCCGAGGACACUCCUCUCACCGCACUGGCUGUGGCCAAGCUGGCAGUGGAUGCAGGCAUCCCAAAGGGCGUGAUUAAUGUGGUGACCACAAACAAGGCAGCUCCCAUUGGCGAUCUCUUCUGCAAGAGCCCCGACGUGAGGGGCAUUUCCUUCACUGGCUCCACCGAAGUGGGCAAACUGCUGUUCCGCAACUCCGCCGAUGGCAUCAAGAGGAUUUGCCUGGAACUCGGCGGCAACGCUCCGUUCAUUGUCUUCGAUUCGGCCAACAUUGAGAAAGCGGUGGAUGGCGCCAUGGCCUCCAAGUUCAGAAACUGCGGACAGACCUGCGUGUCCGCCAACAGGUUCUUUGUUCAGGACAGCGUCUACGAUAAGUUUGUGGCGCAGCUGAAGAAACGCGUGGAGGCCUUGAAGAUCGGCGACGGCCAGGGAUGCGAUGUGCAAAUCGGUCCCCUGAUUAACGAAAUGCAGUUCAAGAAAGUCAGUGGCUUUGUGGAGGAUGCGAGAUCCAAGAAGGCCAACAUUAUCUUGGGAGGCAAGCCUCUGUCUGACCACGGUGCCCUUUUCUACGCUCCCACAAUAGUGACAGAUGUUCCUCCCUCCGCCCAACUAUAUUCCGAGGAGGUCUUUGGCCCUGUGGUCUCCAUCAUCCGUUUCCGCGACGAGGAGGAGGCGGUGAAGAAGGCCAACGAUACCAGGAGAGGCCUGGCCGGCUACUUCUACAGCGAGAACCUGCAGCAGGUGUUCCGUGUGGCCAAGCGACUGGAGGUGGGCAUGGUCGGCGUCAACGAGGGCAUCAUCUCCGCGGCGGAGGCACCAUUUGGCGGGGUCAAGGAGUCUGGGGUGGGACGAGAGGGUUCCAAGCACGGCAUCGACGACUACGUGGACAUCAAGUACAUCUGCAUGGGCAACCUCAAGUACGACUGAAGUCCAGCGGAGAAGCCUCUUCCACUGCUUUCAUUUGCUGUCUUCCACUAGAAUGCGAUUUGUUGAUUGUUUUAUAAUUGUUGUAGAAAAACACGCCGCUAUUUUAAUAAAUGUGCACUAAGUCUACCUUAA
Molecule: messenger RNA, 1847 nt
Organism: Drosophila biarmipes
Lineage: Eukaryota; Metazoa; Arthropoda; Insecta; Diptera; Drosophilidae
Gene: Ssadh
Product: succinate-semialdehyde dehydrogenase [NADP(+)] GabD
Exons: 3
Coding region: 186-1715 (509 amino acids)
Biological process (GO): GABA catabolic process
Molecular function (GO): succinate-semialdehyde dehydrogenase (NAD+) activity
Source: RefSeq, a predicted model, not a curated record